CCACAAACGGCCAUCUGUCAUAAUCAUUCAAUACAAACUGAGAAGUCUUUGUGUCUUUGCAGACUUUUAGAAACACUGAUAAGCCAGCCAAAAAUUUAGUUCGUUCUGAGUUUCAAUUUUCUGGGUUAAACUUACAGAUCGAGAGAGAGAGAUGAGAGAGGGAAAGAUGUUGGCUAUGGUGUUAGUUGUUUUGGGUCUGUCUCUGUCAUCAUCAGCUUCGGAUUCUCAGCAGCAAAAAUGGUGGAAAUGGAUGUUUUCAGGAGGUACAUCAUCGGAGGUCAAUCCAGUUGGCUCCUCUGUCGUAUUCCCACUCUCUGGCAAUGUCUAUCCUAAUGGGUUUUAUUAUGUUCAACUCAACAUAGGACAACCACCAAAGCCCUAUUUCCUUGAUCCUGAUACUGGCAGUGAUCUCACAUGGCUUCAAUGCGAUGCUCCUUGCGUGCACUGCACACCGGCACCUCACCCCCUUUACAAACCCAACAAAGACCUGGUGAUCUGUAAAGAUCCCCUUUGUGCUUCCUUACACCCCGGUGAUCACAAAUGCGACAACCCAGAGCAAUGUGACUAUGAGGUAGAGUAUGCUGAUGGUGGUUCAUCCAUUGGUGUCCUUGUCAAAGAUGUGCUUCUCCUCAAUCUCACUAGUGGAAUACGGCUUAGUCCUCGUCUAUCUCUCGGGUGUGGAUAUGAUCAGACCCCUAGUGCAUCAUAUCAUCCCAUAGAUGGAGUGCUUGGCCUUGGCAAGGGGAAAUCCAGCAUUAUAUCGCAGCUUCGUGAUCAAAGGCUGGUCCGACAUGUUGUUGGCCACUGUUUAAGUGGGCGAGGAGGAGGUUUUCUGUUCUUUGGGGAUGAUGUUUAUGAUUCUUCACAUGUGAUUUGGACACCAAUGUCACGUGAUCACUCCAAGCGCUAUUCACCAGGGUCCGCGGAACUCAUCUUUGGUGGAAAAAGUACAGGGUUUAAGAACCUUUGUGUAGUUUUUGACAGUGGGAGUACCUAUACUUACCUCAAUUCUGAGAGUUAUCAAGCUUUACUUUCUUGGAUGAAUAAAGAAUUGAGUGGGAAGCCGUUAACAGAAGCAUUGGAUGACGAUACCCUCCCAUUCUGCUUGAAAGGCAAAAAACCCUUUAAAAGAAUACGCGAUGUGAAGAAAUACUUUAAGCCUAUAGCAUUGAGCUUCCCAAAUGGUUGGAGAGCUAAAUCACAAUUCGACAUCCCUCCCGAGUCAUAUCUUAUCAUCUCGUCAAAGGGCAAUGUGUGCUUGGGAAUUCUAAAUGGUACUCAAGUAGGAUUGCCGAAUUUCAACGUCGUUGGAGAUAUCUCAAUGCAAGAUAAGAUUGUGAUUUAUGACAAUGAAAAGCAAGUAAUAGGAUGGACCCCUGCAAAUUGUGAUCGACCACCAAAGUCCGAUACCAUCAUCAUGUGAUAGGGAACUGCUCCUAAGCCAAGAAGAAAGGGAACUAACUAUACUUUCUUUGCAUUUAAUGUGUAUAUAGUUUCUUUUUUUUCCAUCGUUUGUAUAUGUUAAGUUUAGAGAGUUAACACAAUAUUAAAGAAAGACGGGGAGUAGCCAAAACUUACCCUCUCUCUUAAGUUACCUUGUAAACAUACAAAGUACGAGUAUACUUUUUAUGUGGGAUACUUAUUACAACUAUAUUAAACUAAUUACAUAAUAAUACUCUCAAC
Molecule: messenger RNA, 1683 nt
Organism: Ilex paraguariensis (yerba mate)
Lineage: Eukaryota; Viridiplantae; Streptophyta; Magnoliopsida; Aquifoliales; Aquifoliaceae
Source: the annotation of a GenBank genome assembly